Molecule: messenger RNA, 4880 nt
Organism: Nematolebias whitei (Rio pearlfish)
Lineage: Eukaryota; Metazoa; Chordata; Actinopteri; Cyprinodontiformes; Rivulidae
Gene: csde1
Product: cold shock domain containing E1, RNA-binding
Exons: 23
Coding region: 777-3476 (899 amino acids)
Molecular function (GO): nucleic acid binding
Source: RefSeq, a predicted model, not a curated record
GCGGGAGCCGUCUCCCAAAUCACUACGUUAUGUGCCGUGCUGCUUCACGCGGCGCUGGAACAGUGCUAAAGCUGUUGGGUAUGAAGUGAAGCCGAACUGAAUUUUUGUACCAUCCGCAACUGCUUCAAGUUCAGAUCACAACAAAGGAACUGAAGACAAACCUCCGGAACAAAAUUUGCAACUUCUGAAAACACGCGGGAGGAAAAGGAUCACUUCAAGGAUUUUAAACACGAGAAACCAAAUCCUGAAACAACCAAAGAACAACACGUAUCUGCCCAACCGAAACAAGAGAAAGGAGAAGCAAUCACACGCCCAAGCAUAUUCUGAGAAGAUAACUGAUCUGAAACCAGAAGUUUGUGCCUACUCAACAGCUUUGUCAAAGCACACGUCCCAACGCUGCUCCUAGCCCUCCUCAUCCUUACUACGCUGCCGACUCACCACCAGAGUGUAGAGUGGGCUGCUAUCUGCUAGUUCCCUUCCAUUGUUCCCUCCCAUCUCCCCCAUUUUCUCCUCCCUUUGUUUUCUUUGUAAUUUUUUAAGCAGUGUUACUGCAACUGCAAUUGCCUUCUUGUGUGCUAGAUUUCUCCCAAUUUCUUUUUUCUACUUUAUGCAACCAUUUAAAACUUGUGUGAGAAACCUGUUAGGAGUGAGUGUGUUAAACUUUGUGUAUGUGUGUGAGUGAGUGAAGAGGUCUACAAAGUCAUCAAGAUCCAGAGAAUUGAAAGAUAUAAAGUCAACCACUAAAGCCGGUCCCAGCCCUGUCCUCUGUGUCAAAAAUGGAAAGGGGCUCGUCUGAACCCCCUGUUGCCCGCAACACAGGCUCAGCCACAGAUUCUUCUACAUGUCCCGUUCCUAUACCCCGUUCCUCUUCUGUCUCAUGCCACCCUCAUCCAGGAAGUAAAAAAUACAAGCGGACUCCCUUGUAUCAGAGAUCAAUGAGUUUCGACCCAGGCAUGCUCCACAACAAUGGACACACUGCAUUUGCAAAUGGCUCAGGAUCUGGCCUUAGAGAGACUGGGGUGGUGGAGAAGCUCUUGGCUUCAUAUGGGUUCAUCCAGUGCUCCGAACGUCAGGCUCGUCUCUUCUUCCAUUGCUCCCAGUACAACGGCAACCUUCAGGAGCUUAAAAUCGGAGAUGAUGUAGAGUUUGAGGUAUCCUCUGACAGGCGCACUGGCAAGCCCAUAGCAGUGAAGCUGCUAAAGAUAAAGCCAGAAGUGCUGCCAGAGGAGCGCAUAUCGGGCCAGGUGGGGCCAGACCUGCACGUCUAUCCCUUUACUGUGCUGCAUGGUUAUAUUCAUCCAGUUGUCUCAUCAAUUCCCAUGCAUUUGGAUGGGAAGUCUGCUCCUGGUCAGGUACCCACCGGCAGCGUUUGUUACGAAAGAAAUGGGGAAGUGUUUUAUCUUACUUACACUCCUGAUGAUGUUGAGAGUAAUUCUCACCUGGAGACGGGUGACAAAGUCAGCUUUUAUAUGGAAACUAACAAGCAUACUGGUGCCGUUAGUGCCCGCAAUAUACAGCUAGUGAAGAAGAAACAGGCCAGGUGCCAGGGUGUGGUGUGUGCUACAAAGGAGGCCUUUGGUUUUAUUGAGAGGGCAGAUGUGGUGAAGGAGAUCUUUUUUCACUACAGUGAGUUUAAGGGUGAUCUGGAAGCUCUUCAGGCUGGAGAUGAUGUUGAGUUUACCAUCAAAGACAGAAAUGGCAAGGAAGUAGCUACAGAUGUGAGGCUGCUCCCCCAGGGAACUGUCAUUUUUGAAGACAUCAGCAUUGAGCAGUUUGAAGGCACUGUUGUGAAAGUUAUUCCCAAAGUUCCCUCAAAAAAUCAGAAUGACGCUCUGCCUGGUCGAAUCAGUGCAAGGAUUGGUUUCACAGAUAAGGAACUGCCUUUUGGAGAAAAGGACACAAAGUCUAAGGUGACGCUUUUGGAGGGAGACCACAUUCAAUUCAACAUCUCCACCGAUCGCAGAGAUAAACUUGAGAGGGCCACCAACAUUGAAAUCCUCCCAGACACCUUCAACUUCACCAAGGAGACCCGUGAAAUGGGUGUGAUUGCGGCUAUACGUGAUGGCUUUGGUUUUAUAAAGUGUGUGGAUCGAGACGCAAGGAUGUUCUUUCACUUCAGCGAGGUCCUGGAGGAGAGUCAGCUUCAUAUCUCAGAUGAAGUGGAGUUCACUGUUGUGCCUGUAGGUUCUGUUAAGCUUUUCACAAAAGACAUGCUGUCGGCUCAAAGAAACCAUGCUGUGCGCAUUAAGAAACUUCCUAAAGGAACAGUGUCCUUCCAUACUCAGUCUGAGCAGCGUUUUGUGGGUGUGGUGGAGAAGGAACUUGUUGGAGCCACAAACAAGAACGCAAGUCCGAUGAAGGGCAAGGAGAAGGUACGGACCUGCACAAAUAAAAAAGACAAGGGAAAAGUUGUAGAAAAGGAAACGGAGGAAGGAGUGCUUUCUUAUGAAGACUGUGGAGUGAAGCUCACUGUGCCAUAUCAUGCCAAGGAUCUAGAGGGAGGAUUUUACCCUCAGGUUGGAGACAAGGUGGAGUUCUCAAUCAAUGAAGUGAAGCGAACUGGCCAGCAGAGUGCAGUGAGCAUCAGGAUCCUUAACCGAAAUGCCAACUCCAACUCCAAGAGACUGCAUGGGUUUAUUGCUGCCCUCAAAGAUAACUUUGGCUUCAUUGAAACGGCAAAUCAUGACCAAGAAGUUUUCUUUCAUUACAGUGAAAUGUGUGGAGAUGUGGAUAACUUGGACCUGGGUGACACGGUUGAGUACAAUCUUUCUAAAGGAAAAGGAAACAAAGUGAGUGCUGAAAAGGUUACCAAGGUGGCUGCAGACACAAGAGUGAAUGGUGCCGGUGAGGAUGUUGGCACAACAGUGAUGGCAGGGAAAGUUAUUCGUCCCAUACGCAGUGUGGACCCCUCACAGACAGAAUACCAAGGGCUCAUUGAAGUCAUUGAGGAAGGUGGAGGAAAAGGGCCUACUUAUCCCUUUGGAAUCAUGGGGAUGACAAACAAGGCAGAUUGCCUGCAGAAAGGAGAGAAUGUAAAAUUACAGGUUUGCACCGUCACCCAAACUGGUCAGAAGAUGGCCUGUAAUGUCGUCCCUCAGCGAAGAGCUCCAGUUGAGUGUGUUAAAGACCAGUUUGGGUUCAUCACGUACGAAGUGGGUGAGAGCAAAAAGCUGUUCUUCCAUGUAAAAGAGGUGCAGGAUGGCAUUGAACUCCAGACGGGAGAUGAGGUGGAGUUCUCAGUCGUCUUUAAUCAACGCACUGGAAAAUGUAGUGCUUGUAACGUGCGCAGAGUCAGCGAGGGUCCUAAACCAGUGGCAACACCACGUCCUGACCGUCUGGUGAACCGACUGAAGAGCAUCACUCUUGAUGAUGCUAGUGCUCCUCGCCUGGUCAUCGUCCGACAGCCUCGUGGUCCUGAUAAUUCAAAGGGCUUCAGUGUGGAACGCAAGACCCGCCAGCCUGGUGUUAUCGACUGAGCAAUACAGAACCUGCCCCUUUAUGCGCCCACGAGAUGCUGUGGAUAAGGGAAGCUGAUCUGACACAUGCUUGUAACAUCUACAAAACAUACGUACGCAUGCAGUAACUGGCAUGUGUAGUUUUCGCUCUCAUUGAUACCUGUAAGGGAUUGUUUUUUUUCGUAUUCCACGAUUCCCUGCCUUCCAUGUAUGUUCUCAAUGGUUUCGUUCUGCAGUGAACAUGGGAGUCUUGAGUGUGUGGCGUAUCUUAGAAGUGAUUCGUGUGUAAAGGAGGUAUUUGUUUCUAAAGGGCCUUGUCCCUCUUUGUCUGCGUGGCUGUAAUGUCCUGAUCGUUUGAAUCUGCUUUGUCUGGAAUUCUGCACCUGUAACCUGUUCAUUCGUGAGUAAAUGACCAUUGAAUGCUGGCAUGUCCAACUUCCUGCUUUUUUUUUUUUUUUUUUUUUUUUUUUUUCCUCAUGCUCCUUUACAUCAUUAUUUAAUUAUCAAGUUUCAUCUGCCGUAUGAUUUCCUACAAAAUGCAUAAAGCUGCGUUCCCUCCAUGAGGAGGAUCAUAUUACCCUGUGCAAGCUUUUGGGGAUUUUCCGCUGCUUUUUUUUUUUUUGAGCAGUUGGAAUGCUUUACUGAAAAGCAGAAGUGAAAGCAUGGUGUGCGUGUUCCAUGUAUGUGGAUGUAGUUUCUCACUGCGAUUUACCUUUACCAGUCUAGAGCCUUGAAAUACCUUUUUGGUAUAUACAUGCUCCACUUUUUCCCCAGGUGCAGAAUUCCUUGCGGCAUCUUUUUUCUGCCGUUGCGUUAUUAUUAUUAUUAUUUUAUUUUAUUUUUUUUUUACUUUUUUUUUCUUGCACACACUUCUGCUUUUUUAUGAAAACUUGAUCUGCUAAUAUUAAAAAAUUAAGAAUAAGGUGCCUAAAAACUACAAACAAGAUAAAAAAUAAAAGCAAAAAAAAAAAAAAAAAGAAACAAAUGAAAUAUAUUCUGUUUUCAGCCAACCAUAAAAUUAUUGAAAACAAUCUUAGGGUGGCUUUUUUUUCUUUUGUAGAAAUAAUACAGAUAUGCAUCUCGAACCUGUGGGUUGAACUAUAUAUGUAAUGUUUGCUCUUUUGUAUUUUCUUUCUUUCUGGGUGAAACAUCAUAUUUCACAUAUUGAAAUUAAAAAACAAAAAAAAAGAGAGAGAUGGACGACAACUUUCCGAGAUUUAGUUUAAAUCAGCGUUAUGAAUCAGGAUGUCGGUUUUUGUUCGCUGGAGACGAGGAUAAGCUGCCGUGCCUCAGAACAUUAAGUGAAAGUCGCAACUAAUUUCUUUGAUCAAACAAGCUUCAGUUGAACCGCGUACGGAGGUUCUCAUGUACUUUUGUUAAUGGUCUUGAACGAAACAAUUGAAUUAAAAGUUUUAUGAAAAUCAA